AUGAAGGUGUUGAAGAGGAAGCCAAAGAAUCAAGAGGUAGGAGGGAGAGAAAAUAAGGUCGACGGUAGGCGAGUGCGCGUUCCGGAGCGCGUGGUGAAUAGCUUCGAUAAGAAAGCUUAUACGGACAAUGCCAUUAAAGGUAAGAAAGGAGGGAGGGCAUCAGGUGCAGGAUACAAGAGAUUAUUCGGGAGUCACCGUAAACACCCUCAGCUAGAGAAAGGAAGGUUCCGCUAA
Aspergillus niger is the source of this 234-nucleotide messenger RNA. RefSeq lists its product as hypothetical. NCBI's taxonomy places the organism in Eukaryota, Fungi, Ascomycota, Eurotiomycetes, Eurotiales, Aspergillaceae. Bases 1 to 234 code for a protein of 77 amino acids. The transcript has 2 exons. The record is from RefSeq and is a predicted model, not a curated record.